This is a messenger RNA of Coregonus sp. 'balchen', 2000 nucleotides long. Lineage: Eukaryota; Metazoa; Chordata; Actinopteri; Salmoniformes; Salmonidae. The record is from the annotation of a GenBank genome assembly.
AGAAGGGCUAUUUAAACGGCUUUGUUGUUGCAGAAUAUCUGCAGAGCUGAGCAGCUGAGUAACGGGAAGCUACACGUAGAAAUACAGUCGGCUCGGAUUGACUGGGAAGCCUUUGUCCUCCAAUCUCAGCAAAAAAUAAAUUCACUGACUUUAACUGGAUUACAACUGAAAGAACAUUUCCACGUUAGCAACAUAUCUUUGUAAGUAUCAUUACUGUCACUGGCUAUCAUGUCAAUGUAUUGUCUCGAGCGUCAACUUUAAACAGGGAAUGAAACGAUAACACUAGCUAGCUAGCUAGCCAACUGACUUUUCUCGACUCGAUCAACGUUUUCUAGAAUAGAUAACUAGUUAUGUCAGUCACUGAAUAGCUAGCUGUAUUGUUAAGGUUGUCUGAGAUGUAAGGUCUAGCUAGUUACUGUAGCUAGCUAGCUAUUCUCUUCAUUUAAAAUUCAGUGUUCUUAUCUUUGCCGUUGUUUCUCAACAGAACCUGAUCUAUGAUCCCUGAGACUUGAAAGUUACAAGAAGUUGAACACUUGACCACUGGAAAUCAUGCCUGCACUUCCUACAACCAUGAUGGUCGCUGACAUAGACUGCUCCAGCUCACCCCCUUCUCCGAUGGACGCCACCGCCAGACGGUCGUCAUGGGGGAAACUGGUGCAGAAGUUAACCGACUUCAGUGGAGCCGGCAACACCAGCCGUCACAGCAUAGACUCCGACUCAGACAAUGGCAGCAGGACUGACCUCUCAGACUCCGGUAAAUAUUUAACAAUAGCUCGACCUAGCCUGGUCCCCAGAUCUGUUUGUGCUGUCUUGUUGAUGAUGGGAGUUGGCAAUACAGAAACAUACAGAUCUGGGACCAUGCUACUAUUGCUAGUUUGACAACUGUUGACAAGGUCGAUCUAUCUGAUGUUCUGUAUGACUAAAACCGCCCUCUAUCUUCCAGGGUUUGACUUUCCCUCUAUCUCCUCAUCUGACGACUUCGGCAACGUGUUAUACGACGAUCUCCUCUCAAUGGAGGAGACCCUUCUGAAAGAACUUGUGGACCUAAUUGCCUGUAGUUUAAGGGAAGCCAAAGAUGGUGCCCUGAGAUGUUCCAAACUACUCAUCCCUGAGAAGCUUCUAGAGCACAUAGGCCAAGAGCUUCUCCACCUGGCAGCCAGCGAGCCCUGCGGCCUGAGGGGGGCUCUCAUAGACCUCUGUGUGGAACAGGGGGAGGUGUGCCAGAGUAUGGAACAGAUCGCUGUGGACCCAUACCUCGUCCCUACCUUCCAGCUCACACUGGUGCUGAGGCUCGAUUCUGGAGGACUGUGGCCCAAAAUCCAAGGGCUUUUCUCCACAAAGUCUCCAUCCAGUCCCGUAAAGAGACAGGCGAUUAGACUGAGCACGGGCUUCAGAGUGAUCAAGAAGAAACUGUACAGCUCUGAAGAGUUGCUCAUCGAAGAGUGCUGAAAGAAACCAAAGAGACUUUCUUUAGAUAUUUUUCCAAUAAACCUUGUUGUACCAAGUGUCCUACCUACAACGCUCAUCAGAGCCCUAGUAAUCAACAUUUGGGAUUCUAGUCAAAUGUACGAUUUCUAGGACAUUUUCUUAACUGUUAAGAUUACAUUGCUAUGUACAUUUACAUUAUUUGCGGAUUGGUGUCCCAGUGUAGGGGAGCCACAGUAAAUGGUACGUGACAAGUUUAUAAGCGAACACCAAUUGUGCUUAAGAGAAUGGAGCGGGGAGCCCACAGUAAAUGGUACGUGACUGGUUUAUUGUGCUUAAGAGAAUGGAGCUAACUCAAACACUGAAAAUGAAGUUUCUGGCACUUUUGCAAAUUGUAAACCACUAAUAUCCAUUUUAUAAAAGAUGGGUGGUUUGGUUUUCCAUUUUAUUGCUAAAAAUGUUUACCUGUUUCUAUUGAAACCAGACUAUGGCAGCUAGCUGUAUGGUAAUGUAUGGGGCCAUUUUGAAACUAUUGUGGUUUUAUAUAUAUAUUUUUUUUCUUCAUGGCAAUUCGU